UAGUUACUUGACAGUUUGUUAUAGACUUUCUGUAUCUGUAGGGUUGCCUAUUAUAUGUGUGUCUGUUCGAUGACUUUGGACACUGGACAGUGUUAUUUCUUGCGUUAUGUAUUGUGAAAGGAUCAUUUGGCAUAUCUGCUAAAAAAAUCGAAGGAAUUGGAUUGUGAGAUGAAGCGAAUAAAGAACUCCAUUUCUGAAGAUUUGAGUUCUAUGGGUCAUUUAGAGAAGUUUGGAGCGCCACACAUGUUUCAUAAACUGAAUCUACCGUUCCAAACGGAAAAUUGUUUAAGAAAUGUCGUCAAUGAAUGGGAUAAAGUGCAAGUUUCACUGAAGAUUAUGGAUAGUGGCAUUGCUGAAAAGUGUCAUGAAGUUAAAAGAACCAAAGAGAAGCGUGCCAGUCUAAUCGCAAAUGGAAUGACCAAGUUUUUGGCUCUUGUUUCUGUACAAGUGGUUAUAUUUGGCCUGUCCUACCAGAUUGGACGCCUUGCCAGCUGAUAUGAUAUUAGAGCCUUGCCUCCUGAAGCCAGCUCUGACUUUUAUUAUAUGUAUUCCUGCUUGCGGUGCCUUUUUUUUCUGCAGACUUUAGUUGAUUUGAUAAAUUUAGUCUCAAGAACUUUUAAUUAUUGUAAGAACAUCGCCGAUAUGUAUGAGA
Messenger RNA from Tripterygium wilfordii, 652 nucleotides. RefSeq lists its product as uncharacterized. The record is from RefSeq and is a predicted model, not a curated record. Lineage: Eukaryota; Viridiplantae; Streptophyta; Magnoliopsida; Celastrales; Celastraceae. The transcript has 3 exons. The coding region runs from base 169 to 495 and encodes 108 amino acids.